Leptosomus discolor (cuckoo roller) is the source of this 1263-nucleotide messenger RNA. NCBI's taxonomy places the organism in Eukaryota, Metazoa, Chordata, Aves, Leptosomiformes, Leptosomidae. The record is from RefSeq and is a predicted model, not a curated record.
UGCUGCUAAGUGCAGUGGCUGCAUGGAAAAGAUCGCCCCGACAGAGUUCGUGAUGAGAGCCCUGGAGUGUGUUUACCACUUAAGCUGCUUCUGCUGCUGCGUUUGUGAACGACAGCUGAGGAAAGGGGACGAGUUUGUUCUUAAGGAAGGGCAGUUGCUCUGCAAAAGUGACUAUGAAAAAGAGAAAGACUUGUUGAGCUCAGUCAGCCCAGACGACUCAGACUCAGUUAAAAGCGAUGAUGAAGAUGGAGAUGUUAAGCCCACCAAAGGACAAGUAACCCAAGGAAAAGGAAGUGAUGACGGGAAGGACCCGAGAAGACCUAAACGACCAAGGACAAUACUUACUACGCAGCAGAGACGAGCAUUCAAAGCAUCCUUUGAAGUGUCUUCCAAGCCCUGUAGGAAGGUCAGAGAAACACUAGCAGCUGAAACAGGACUCAGUGUGCGAGUUGUCCAGGUCUGGUUUCAAAACCAAAGAGCAAAGAUGAAAAAACUAGCACGAAGGCAUCAGCAGCAGCAGGAGCAACAAAACUCGCAGCGACUAGGGCAAGAAGUAAUGUCCAACCGAAUGGAAGGGAUGAUGACAUCUUACACGCCACUUGCACCACCACAGCAGCAGAUUGUAGCAAUGGAUCAAAGCAGUUAUGGCACAGACCCGUUUCAGCAGGGUCUUACCCCUCCACAAAUGCCAGGCGACCACAUGAACCCUUAUGGAAACGACUCCAUUUUUCAUGAUAUCGACAGUGAUACCUCUUUAACUAGCUUGAGCGACUGUUUUCUUGCCUCUUCCGAAGUUAACUCCAUGCAGGCUAGAGUAGGAAACCCCAUUGACAGGCUGUACUCUAUGCAGAGCUCGUAUUUUGCCUCAUGAAAAUAAAAGAAAACAAACAGCCGGCGUAUAUUUAGCCAGUGACUUUUUCCAGUGCAGACUCUACAGCCAUAUGUUGUCCAGCUCUUCCUUCACAGAGACUCCUGCUGCCUCUGGACUGCAAAGAGCAUUUUUAGGAAGACUGUAUCUGUGUGCAUAUAUGUGUAUGUAUGUAUAUAUAUAUUAAUGCCUACCUACAUACAUACAUACAUAUAUAAACAAAACGCAUCCACCAGUCCCAUACCCCUGAUUCCCAGCUUGCACCAGACCACGAGACAAGCACGGAAGGAACAGAAGACCCUGCUCGUCAGCAACCUUUGGUUUGGUUUGGUUUGAGCUCAUCGUUGUAAAGGAAAUGGAAUUUGCGGAAAGCUAGACCUUUUCCUCCUUUCUCU